Messenger RNA from Mycotypha africana, 1173 nucleotides. RefSeq lists its product as uncharacterized. Gene Ontology annotation, cellular component: Rad6-Rad18 complex; nucleus. The coding region runs from base 1 to 1173 and encodes 390 amino acids. NCBI's taxonomy places the organism in Eukaryota, Fungi, Mucoromycota, Mucoromycetes, Mucorales, Mycotyphaceae. The record is from RefSeq and is a predicted model, not a curated record. The transcript has 6 exons. Gene Ontology annotation, molecular function: single-stranded DNA binding; ubiquitin protein ligase activity. Gene Ontology annotation, biological process: protein monoubiquitination; DNA damage tolerance.
AUGGAAGGAUUCGACGAUCCAAGUGAUUUUGUGUACAAAGAAUUACAAACUAUAGAUGAACAUGUGCGAUGUCCAAUUUGCAAAGAAAUAUUCACCGACAUUAUGAUGCUGUCUACAUGCUCCCAUUCUUUUUGUGCUUUGUGCAUCCGUCGGUGCUUAUCCGCUGAACAAGUCUGUCCCAAAUGUCGAAAACCUAGCUUUGAGAGCAAUCUUAUACACAACUAUGAUUUGGAUAAUGUAGUUCGCUCUUGGCGAGCUUCUCGUACGCUGAUAUUGCAAUUGCAGAGAAGGAAUGAAGAGUUACAUUCUCAGUCAACAAACUUUUCACAGGAAAAGAGUUCACAGUUAGUUAACACUGGAAGUUCUUCACAGAAAUAUCAGCUGACGCCGAUGAUGAUCGAUGACGAUGACAGCACUGAUUACGUGCCAAGUCAAGAAUCGAAGAGAUUGUCUUCUUCGAUGGGUGUUAAUAGUAGAAGAUCUACACGCCUUAGCAACAGGCCAAGUUUGUCACAGUUAUCGAAGCAGCAACAACAGCCCUUAGAAGUAUCGAGUGUACAAGCAGAAAGACAACAGUUGACGGCAGCUGGUACGCUUCAAGUGAGUCGGCAAGAUUCCUCAAAGAUGAAUAGCGAUAAUACCACUUCAGGGAUGAGCAAAGCAGAUAGCAAGUUAACUUCUUCCUCUAUGGUAGAAUGUCCGAUUUGUUUGCAACAGAUGAGAUAUGUAGUUCUUGAUAAACAUAUCGAUAAAUGCAACGGUGAACCACCAUCAGGAUUAGUAGCGACAUCAUCGAAACCCACAAAAAAGCCAGUGUAUUUGGGGAAAAAACCAGUAAAACAAGUAUACGCAAUGUUGAAUGAUAGACAAUUGACGGAAUUAUUGAGGUCUUUUAAUCUGCCUGACCAUGGUGAUAGAAGCACGAAAAUUUGGAGGCAUAAGGAGUAUAUCAGUUUAUACAAUGCCAAUGUUGACUCUAGUACCCCCGUUAGCGCUCAGGUUUUGAUUCAAAGAUUGAUAGAAAUGGAACGAUCGAUUGAAAAAGAUAAAAACAAUCAAAUGAAGCGAAAAGCAGCUAAUCCUGAAGAUCAUAAAGCGAAAUAUGCUAGUCAGUUCUCAGAACUUAUACAAACUGCGAAGAAAAAUAGGACAAUGAAAAAAGAGGAUGACUAG